AGGAGACAAUAUAAGAUCAGCCUGGAUCAGCUAGUCAGCUGGAUCAGCCCUCUAGCCUCUUUCCUCACUCUGCUCCAGGUUGAGUCCUAGAGCUGGAACCCCUCUCCAGCCCCGAGUCACAGCUGCACAGGAGACCAAGUCCUGCUCUGCAGAGAACUCAUCCUUCUUCCAGAACAAGGACCUCCGUAGAAACCAGAAGAGGAGGAGAAAUCAUUCUUCAUGCUGGAGACAAGAGAGAGUGAGGAAAGCCAGGGAGUUCACUCGGGGAAAAAGGCCCCAUCCCACCUCCCACCAGGAGUGCCAGAAGUCAAGUUGUGGAUCUGAUACACGUGGAUGAAGCUUGCUUCUGACUCAACUACAAAUCUACAGUCCUCAGCAGUUACAGAAAAGACAACCACAGAGCUAGCUGAACAGUCUGCCUUCCUAGAAGACCACAGUGGGACUUCAGUUAAAUCAAAGAAAGUAUCUUUUAUAAGUUGUGAAUGACUUGUGACCAUUUAUCAUAACAUUUAUAAUUGGCUGGAGCAUUUUUCUGUUUUAUUAUUUGCUUAUCCUUUUUUCUUUGCUUCUGGAUUCAUCUAAUCAUUUUACCUGUGAUUAUAUUGUAGACAAUCAAGCCUAUCAUUUGCUGUGAUAUUGAUGAUAAGAGAUAUUUAACUUUUGCUCUAUUUUAAUUUAAACCUUGUGAUAAUACAGUUAGUAGCAAAGUUUAGGGCCAUUGCUAUUUUCCCACAUAAGAUCUUGGCCCCAGCUAUAAUGAUGGCUCUGGCUUUGCUUUACUGCCUCAUCCCACUGGUGUCUGCUGCUUCCUGGAGGGAAAAUUCUCUAAUUAUGUUAUCUCAGAGUAUAGCCACAGGUAAGAACUUAAGUAAUUGUUGGCUAUGCCAUUUGGAAUCUGAAGACAUCCGUAAAAACUAUGUCCCACUUAUAGUCCCUGUAGCUGAUUUUGAUACUGUGCCGAACCCCACGACCUACUAUCAUCGUCCUCCUCCAAGCCUCACAUUCAAAGUUAGGCUAAUGAAAGCCCCUAAGAGUGCCCACAUCCCUUGUUUCACCUUGUCUGAGAAAGUUUUCACUGGAACAAGAGUUAAGAUUGGUCCACCGCGGUCUCUUGACUUUCUCCUGAAAAAAUGUGAUGAACAAAACCCCCUGAUAUGUACGAAUGACAAAUGUGAAAGGGCUAAAAGUGACACUGAUUCGUGCCAGAGAGUCAGAAAAGUUCAAUAUAAUGUAACGGGAAUAUGGAGGGCUUGCAAUGGUAGUGAUCCCUGGCUAGAGAACAUACUGUCCGUGCUCCCCCAAAAAGAAAGUAUCGAUUUCACUAUGCUGGGAGGUAUAACUUGUGCCCCUCCAGGAUAUUACUUUGUCUGUGGCACAGGGAAUACCCCAAGAAGGGAAGGGAGGGCAUAUCGCUGCUUAGACAGCUGGCAAAUAGCAGGGUCAUGCCUACUGGGAUAUAUAAAGAUGCCUUCCUAUAAUAAAAGAAUGAUAUCAGCAGUAUAUGAAGACAAUAUAGGACAAAGCUCUUUUGGCAACCUCACACCAACUGCCAGAUUUUAUGUCAAUAGAGAUAUGAUUCAUAACCUCUCUGCCACAAUUGAACAAAUUGCUCAGGGCAGAGCUAAAAGUAUUGCAGCCCAACACACAUCUUUGAAUUCAUUGACUCGAGUAUUCCCGGGCAAUAGAAUAGUCCAUGAUUUCUUAUUAGCAAAACAAGGAGGAGUGUGUGUAAUGGCUAAUACCACAUGCUGCGUAUACAUCAAUACCUCUGGAGAAGUUGAAACCCGAGUAAACAAAAUACUUCAAAAGGCUACCUGGUUAUAGGAUGUACAUAAAGAGGGUGCACAUCAGGACUUAUUUCAGAACACAUCUGAAAUAGGGGUUUUUUUGAGUACUGUUACAAGGCUCCAUUUGAUCAUCAUCUUCUUUUUAAUGUGUUUCUUAAUUUUCAAUUAUUUGUUCAGAUGCUAUGACAAAGUGAUCAAAGAGAGAAAUCAUGUUUUCAUAAUUCAAAGUACGAUGCUAGACUUGGGACUUGAGAAUUCUUUGCAAAGGGGAUCCAAGACUUUUGCUCCUCUAAUUCUGAAGAAUUAACAUCGCCCCUGUUCAGCAGGAAGUAGCCAGAGCGGUCGUCGCCCUGUUCCCCUCAGCAUGAGGAGUAUCAAAGAGCAGAGGGACCUGAAAUUGAGCAGGACCCUGCAGGGUCUUCCUGGAUACAAUCUCCUAUUGUCCCCACUUCUUGUUUGUAGAAAAAAGUUGAGAUUUUUAGGUCUUCGCAGAGUUCCAAAGAGCAGACUCAAGCAGUUAAUGAUUACAGAAUUGAGGAAAUGCAGGAACAAAGGAAAAGCAAUCAAGCAAUAAAUGUUUAGCCAUAAAACAGAGUCACAGGAUUCCUAGAUCCUUUUCAAGGGAUAUAGAUAAUAAACUGAUGCAACAUAUCUUUGAGUUGUUUUCCAGAAACCAGGAUCUCAUGAUGAAACCCACUGGCAGUGUAUGGCAGUUACAAACAAGUUGGAACCAGAAGAAUGAUGAUCAAGAUGCCAGAUAUCACUUUGUUGAUUAAAACCCCAUCAAUCAGAAGAAUCCAUGAGAUAAUCACGCACUUAAGCUCCUUACCCUUAUUUUUAAUCUAAAAAUCUCCUGUCUGAAAGUCACUGGGGAGUUCAGAUCCUUUAAACAUUUACUGCCCAUUCUCCUUGCUUGGCACCCUGCAAAUAAAUGCUGUACUUUCUUUCACUACAA
Messenger RNA from Bubalus bubalis (water buffalo), 2742 nucleotides. RefSeq names its product endogenous retrovirus group V member 2 Env polyprotein. NCBI's taxonomy places the organism in Eukaryota, Metazoa, Chordata, Mammalia, Artiodactyla, Bovidae. The coding region runs from base 757 to 1824 and encodes 355 amino acids. The record is from RefSeq and is a predicted model, not a curated record. The transcript is spliced from 4 exons.